UAUUGGAAUGAAAGCUAUGCCUGAGAUCUUGGACGGUGCAAUUCGGCGAGCCGUUGUAAUCGGAAACGGAUUCGCCGGCGCUGAGAAUCAAUGCAUUGGAUUGGUCCGUGCUCUCGGUCUCUCCAAUCGCCACUCCUUAUACCGCGUGACGAGGCCCCGAGGAGGAAUCAAUAGGUGGCUUCGUUGGCUUCCGGUUUCUCUCCAUAAAAAGAUAGAAUACGUUAUCAGAAAAUUAUGUGGCAAUUCACGCUUUCAAACAUCGAAAGGUAUAUCUGACGUGUUAGAAGCUGAUGCUCACCACAUUGCAACAGUGGCACGUGAAACGUUUCGCAAGGAUGGCCCCUUGUUGGUGGUUGCAUCUGGACGAGACACCAUUUCUGUUGCCAGCUCCAUUAAACGGUUAGCUCCAGAAAAUGUUUUUCUUGUUCAGAUACAACAUCCAAGAUGGCACCUGAGUAGGUUUGAUCUUGUUAUUACUCCACGCCAUGAUUAUUAUCCGCUGACUCCUCAUGCCCAACAGCAAAUACCUUGGUUUCUUCGGAGGUGGGUCACUCCAUGGGAACCUCCUGGCCGCAAUGUGGUCCUCACUGUGGGAGCGCUUCAUCAAGCUGAUUCCACUGCUCUCAGGGUUGCUGCUUCUGCUUGGCAUGAUGAGUUAGCAACUCUGCCAAAGCCGUUGCUUGUGGUUAAUGUCGGGGGACCUACAGGUAAAGUUGUUAACCCUCCCAUCGAGGCUCUAGCAAUGGAACUAAAGGCCCAAAUAAUAAUAAAAAUGUCUUCAUUCAAUCCUUUAGCAACUAUUUUGAGCCAAAAACCUAUGGAUGGUACCAAUUACAAACAAUGGAAAACUAAUCUUGAUAUUGUUCUACAAUUCGAAAAGCUCAACUUUGUACUGACCACCCCUAUACCAGCGCAGCCUGCUGAAGAUGCGCCUGAGGCAACAAAGGCACAAUUUCAGCAUGAGAAGGAGAAGGCAAAUGUGGCAGUUCGCUGUUACAUUUUAGCCAGUCUUGCCAGUCACCUUCAGGAGCAGGUAAACAUGAUUAAGAGUGGGGCAGCUAUGCUCCAGACUCUUGAUGGCAUGUUUGCUACGUCUAGCAGCUCUGCUAGGUAG
Messenger RNA from Gastrolobium bilobum, 1114 nucleotides. Its product is annotated as mitochondrial fission protein ELM1-like. Gene Ontology annotation, cellular component: mitochondrial outer membrane. The record is from RefSeq and is a predicted model, not a curated record. The coding region runs from base 8 to 1114 and encodes 368 amino acids. The transcript has 8 exons. NCBI's taxonomy places the organism in Eukaryota, Viridiplantae, Streptophyta, Magnoliopsida, Fabales, Fabaceae. Gene Ontology annotation, biological process: mitochondrial fission.